AGGUCACUGGGCCGCCUGGCUGGCUGCUGUCACUUGCGCCCUGUGCCCGGCUCGGCUCAGCUCGGCUCGCCCGUUUCCCGCAGCAGCGCCACCGGGCAAGGCUCUCCAUCCCCCAUCAGAGAGACCAUAUGGGCUCGGAGACCAUCUGCCCGUGGAGGGGCCCCCUGCCUCACCUCCAGGUGUGGACCUGGAUCGAGCCCGUGGUGGCCACCUCCCAGCUGGCCACCUCCCUGUACGACGCGGGGCUGCUCCUGGUGGUGAAGGCAUCCUUUGCAGUCGGGGUUUUCUCCAACCACAGCACCAGCCCGUCGCCUCGGGGGGCUCUAGAGGACCAAGAGCAGAAGGCCAUCUCCAACUUCUAUAUCAUCUACAACCUUGUGAUGGGCCUGGCGCCCCUGCUGUCGGCCUACGGGCUGGGCUGGCUCAGUGACCGCUACCACCGCAAGAUCUCCAUCUGCGUGCCGCUGCUGGGCUUCCUGCUCUCCCGCCUCACGCUGCUGCUCAAAGUGCUGCUGGACUGGCCUGUGGAGGUGCUGUACGGGGCGGCGGCGCUGACCGGGCUGUGCGGUGGCUUCUCGGCCUUCUGGUCGGGGGUCAUGGCCCUGGGGUCCCUGGGCUCCUCCGAGGGCCGCCGCUCCCUGCGCCUCAUCGUGAUUGACCUGACCCUGGGCUUGGCCGGGUUCUGUGGGAGCAUGGCCUCUGGGCAUCUCUUCAAGCAGAAGGUCGGGAACGCCGGGCAGGGCCUGGUGCUGACCGCCUGCAGCUUGAGCUGUGCCACCUGCGCCCUUUUCUACAGCCUCUUGGUGCUGAAGGUCCCUGAGUCCAAGGCCAAGCCCAGCAAGGCUGUGGAUACGGUGUCUGGCACGGUGGGCACCUACGUCACCCUGGAUCCUGAUCAGACGGACAGGCAGAGUGUGGCGGGGCACCCUCCACCGCCCGCAAAAGCAAAGCCCAAAACUCCCAUCAUUGCCCUGCUCUUUGCGGGUGCCAUCAUAUAUGACCUGGCAGUGGUGGGCGCAGUGGACGUGAUGCCCCUUUUUGUGCUGAGGGAGCCUCUGAGUUGGAACCAAGUGCAGGUGGGCUAUGGUAUGGCUUCAGGGUACAGCAUCUUCAUCACCAGCUUCCUGGGCGUCCUGGUCUUCUCCCGCUACUUGCAGGACACCACCAUGGUCAUGAUCGGAAUGGUCUCCUUUGCGUCGGGAGCCCUCCUCUUGGCUUUUGCGAAAGAGACAUACGUGUUCUACAUUGCUCGGGCCAUCAUGCUGUUCGCUCUCAUUCCCAUCACAACCAUCCGAUCGGCAAUGUCCAAACUCAUCAAGGGAUCCUCGUACGGAAAGGUGUUCGUCAUCCUGCAGCUGUCCCUGGCUCUGACCGGGGUGGUGACGUCCACAGUGUACAACAAGAUCUAUCAGCUCACCAUGGAGAAGUUCGCCGGCACCUGCUUUGCACUCUCCUCCUUUCUCUCCUUCCUGGCCAUCAUCCCGAUCGGCAUUGUGGCCUACAAGCAAGCCUCGUGGCCGCAGCAUGGAGACGUCGCAGAGAAAUGAAGGUGCUGAUCUGCGGGAGCCGGAGAUGCCAGCGACGGCCGGGCUCCUCUGAAGACCAAGGAAGGGACCAGGAACUAGUGACUGAAGCAACCCAGUGCUCAAGAAACCCAAGUUCCAGCCAGAGUUGGCCUCAGAAUGACUGGCUCUGGCUCAAGGGUCCCUGGUGGGUGGGCAAAAGCACUUUCCUGGUGAUGGAGAAACUUUCUCAGCUUUCAGACAUCACUAUUAGGCAGAGGUUGGGUUCUGCAGACAGUAGAGCGCGAACUUUCAAGGGUGACAUGAAGGCUGCACACACAGCCCUACCAGACACUGAAGCCCUUUUCUUUCAGGAAUGGUCUGGGGGCUCCAACAUAUGGUGACUAGUCCCCCAGGAGUGGGGGAACUCAAAGGCACGUAUUUCGACAGCCUGAGGGGCAUGUGGAAUGGAUGUUUUGUAAGAACUGCCUACCGGGAACAUCAGUCAGUAUUUUUUAAAUUAAAGUAGAAACUUGGAAAAAAGUUAGCUUUCUUCCCUGAGGCCUUGUUAGCUGUGAACAACUCCAGAGAAAUCUGGAGCUCAGGCAUUUGACUUCAGGGUAGUUUUGUUGUUACUGUUGUUUUUAAGAAGCAAAGAGCAAAAGGCUUUUUUCAAGGGACUAUAAUUGGAUACUUUCAGUCAACAGUAUUUCCCAAAGUGAGAGAUGUGAAGGGAGAAGGGUGAUAUACUAAGAGCCAUUUUAUUUUCAGGUACUUAUUUUUAUAGCCUAUUUUAAUUAUGUGUAUAAAAGACUCACCUCCUAACAAAAUCAACAUUCACAGCAUGCGUGUGUGAAUCACUCUUUGGUCAGGUUCCCACUAGAACCCAGACAUGGCAUUCUUAGACUAGGGUAAAACUUCAAGCUAGAGAAGGCAUUUAAAUCUCAGAGCAUUUGCGCUGAUCUGUAUUGCUGAUCCCUUGUAGGGACUGGUCAAAACUUCACAGCAUAUCUCCUAAGGCCCCAGCAGCACACUAGGUGCUGAGAUACAGCGAGAACACUACCGCUCCUGCCCUACCCGUGUAUUAUCCAAUGACUGGGGCAGACAGAACAGCAGGCAAUGGCAUAUCCUAUAAGCAACAGCAACAUAAGGGAGCACAUAAUCCAGAUACAAGAGUGCAGGCAGGGCUUCUCAGAAGCAGUGGUAAAUGAUAAGACUGGAAAGAUAAAGAGUUACCAAGGCCGAACUUCGAGGGACAUUCCAGGCAGAGGAACACGCUGGAAGGCCUGAAGGUGAAAAUAUCGCCAAAUAUAGGAAAUCAGUGUGAGGGGAGAAAAGAAGGACAGAGGGAGCGGUAUUCAGGGGGGUGGAAUCAACAGGUGAGAUUGGAACAGUGAGGAGGAACAACAUUAAGAUAGAGCCUUUAAAACCAUAAACAAGACAAGAAGAAAACCCUCAGAAUGGGAGAAAAUAUUUGCCAAUGAAGCAACUGAUAAAGGAUUAAUCUCCAAAAUAUACAAGCAGCUCAUGCAGCUUAAUACCAAAAAAGCAAAUAACCCAACCCAAAAAUGGGCGGAAGACCUAAAUAGACAUUUCUCCAAAGAAGACAUGCAGGUGGCUAACAAACACAUGAAAAGAUGUUCAACAUCACUAAUUAGAGAAAUGCAAGUCAAUGCCACAAUGAGGUAUCACCUCACACCAGUCAGAAUGGCCAUCAUCACAAAAUCUAGAAACAAUAAAUGCUGGAGGGGUGUGGAGAAAAGGGAACUCUCCUGCACUGUUGGUGGGAAUGUAAGUUGGUACAGCCACUAUGGAAAACAGUAUGGAGGUUCCUCAAAAAACUAAAAAUAGAACUACCAUAUGACCCAGCAAUCCCACUCCUGGGCAUAUACCCAGAGAAAACCAUAAUCCAAAAAGAAACAUGUACCACAAUGUUCACUGCAGCACUAUUUACAAUAGCUAGGACACAGAAGCAACCUAAAUGCCCAUCAACUGAUGAAUGGAUAAAGAAGAUGUGGCACAUAUAUACAAUGGAAUAUUUCUCAGCCAUAAAAAGGAAUGAAAUCGAGUUAUUUGUAGUGAGGUAGAUGGACCUGGCUUACAAGAGAAAAACAAAUACCGUAUGCUAACUCUAUUAUACGGAAUCUAAAAAAUGGUACUGGUGAACCCAGUGACAGGGCAAGAAUAAAGAUGCAGAUGUAGAGAACAGAUUUGAGGACAUGGGGUGGGGGGGCGAAGGGGAAGCUGGGAUGAAGUGAGAGAGUAGUAUUGACAUAUAUACACUACCAAAUGUAAAAUGAUAGCUACUGGGAAGUUGCUGCAUAACACAGGGAGAUCAACUCAAUGAUGGGUGAUCAAGUCAAAGCCACAAUGAGGUAUCACCUCACACCAGUCAGAAUGGCCAUCAUCACAAAAUCUGGAAACAACAAAUGUUGGAGAGGAUGUGGAGAAAAGGGAACUCUCUUACACUGUUGGUGGGAAUGUAACUUGGUACAGCCACUAUGGAAAACAAUUUGGAGGUUCCUUCAAAAACUACAAAUAGAACUACCAUAUGAUCCAGUAAUCCUACUACUGGGCAUAUACCCAAAGAAAACCAUAAUCCCAAAAGAAACAUGUACCAUAAUGUUUAUUGCAGCACUAUUUACAAUAGCCAGGACAUGGAAGCAACCUAAAUGCCCAUCAACAAACAAAUGAAUAAAGAAGAUGUGGCAUAUAUACACAAUGGAAUAUUACUCAGCUAUAGAAAGGGAUGAGAUGGAGCUAUAUGUCAUGAGGUGGAUAGACCUAGAGUCUGUCAUACAGAGUGAAGUAAGUCAGAAAGAGAAAGACAAAUAUUGUAUGCUAACUCACAUAUACGGAAUCUAAAAAUGGUACUGAUGAACUCAGUGACAAGAACAAGGACGCAGGUGCAGAGAAUGGACUGGAGAACUCGAGGUUUGGGAGGGGGCGGGGGGUGAAGGGGAAGCUGAGAUGAAGCAAGAGAGUAGCACAGACAUAUAUAUACUACUAACUGUAAAACAGAUAGCCAGUGGGAAGUUGUUGUAUAACAAAGGGAGUUCAACUCGAGGAUGGAAGAUGCCUUAGAGGACUGG
Molecule: messenger RNA, 4594 nt
Organism: Hippopotamus amphibius kiboko
Lineage: Eukaryota; Metazoa; Chordata; Mammalia; Artiodactyla; Hippopotamidae
Gene: SLC46A2
Product: solute carrier family 46 member 2
Exons: 4
Coding region: 129-1547 (472 amino acids)
Biological process (GO): transmembrane transport
Cellular component (GO): membrane
Molecular function (GO): transmembrane transporter activity
Source: RefSeq, a predicted model, not a curated record